Molecule: messenger RNA, 696 nt
Organism: Arabis nemorensis
Lineage: Eukaryota; Viridiplantae; Streptophyta; Magnoliopsida; Brassicales; Brassicaceae
Source: the annotation of a GenBank genome assembly
AUGAUAGGCAGUGUCGAGCUGAAUCUGAGAGAGACUGAGCUGUGUCUUGGUCUUCCCGGAGGAGAUACGGCGGCUCUGGUGACCGGAAACAAAAGAGGAUUCUCGGAGACGGUUGAUCUGAAGCUGAAUCUGAACAAUGAGCCUGAAAGCAAGGAAGGAUCUACGACUCAUCAUGAAGUCGUGACUUCUGUUUCCAAGGAGAAGAGUUCUUGUCCCAAAGAUCCAGCCAAACCUCCUGCCAAGGCACAAGUUGUGGGAUGGCCACCGGUGAGAUCAUACCGGAAGAACGUGAUGGGUUCAUGCCAAAAAUCAAGCGGCGGCACGGAGGCAACGGCGGCGUUCGUGAAGGUAUCGAUGGACGGAGCACCGUACCUGAGGAAAGUCGACUUGAAGAUGUAUAAAAGCUACGACGAGCUUUCUAGUGCAUUGGCCAACAUGUUCAGCUCUUUUACCAUGGGAAAAAAUGGAGGAGAAGAAGGGAUGAUAGACUUCAUGAAUGAGAGGAAAUUGAAGGAUUUAGUGAAUAGUUGGGACUAUGUUCCCUCUUAUGAAGACAAAGACGGUGAUUGGAUGCUCGUCGGCGACGUUCCUUGGCCAAUGUUCGUUGAUACAUGCAAACGUUUACGUCUCAUGAAAGGAUCUGACGCUAUUGGUCUCGCUCCGGGAGCAAUGGAGAAGUGCAAGAGCAGAGCUUGA